Messenger RNA from Colletotrichum orchidophilum, 1173 nucleotides. RefSeq lists its product as uncharacterized. Lineage: Eukaryota; Fungi; Ascomycota; Sordariomycetes; Glomerellales; Glomerellaceae. Bases 1 to 1173 code for a protein of 390 amino acids. The record is from RefSeq and is a predicted model, not a curated record. The transcript has 4 exons.
AUGGCCGAGCCGUCAGCCGCCGACAAUGGCGGCAUCGUGGGCCGCGUCCGGGGCGCGUCCAUCUCCUUCAUGAACGCGAACCCCCAAUUGGGCAUGUGGCAGGCCGCCGGCACAGCAAUUGCCCAGGCGCCGACCCUCACUGAGCUCCGCGACCCCGAUUCCGGCGGCGACAACAUCGCCUUCACGGCCCAAGGCCACUCGGCGCGCUACGCCUUCCAGGAACCCCACGGCGACCUGGCGCUCAUCAGGUCCAACACGGGCCGGCGCGCGUCGACGUUUUCCAUCAAUGGUCAAUCCGGCAGUGGGGGCCGCAAUGCAUUUAAUGACAAGGCGGAGAAUAUCAGGGAAGCGGACGAACCCGCCGUGCUGGCCGAGACUUCGGACGAAGCACGGCCGGCUACGCACGAGGAGGGCACGAACGAGGAGAACCCGCCACCCAGCGAGGCUCGACCGUCACCCUUCCAGCGACGACAGAGCCUGUAUCAGAAGCAUGCAGCAGAGGAGAAGGCGCCGUGGAAGACGACGAUUGCAAACGGUUUGAAGGCUUUUUGGAAGUUCUUCCUCACGCCCUCGGGGUUCGUCAUCACCAUCUAUUGCUUGAACAUUGUCGCCUGGGGAGCCAUGCUCUUCUUCCUGCUCCUCAAAGCCGCACCGGCGAUGAAUCACCCCUCCGCCGACGACGACAACUCGCCGCGCAAAAAGUGGCUCGAAAUCUCCAGCCAGAUCCUCAACGCGCUCUUCUGCGUGACGGGCUUCGGCCUCGCGCCCUGGCGCUUCCGCGACCUGUACUGGUACAUCCGGGCCGUCAACUUCAAGAACCAGGCGGCCAUGCUCAAGCUCGCGGCGCAGAACAAGAGCUGGUUCCGCCCGCCCGCGUGGGCCGUCCAGGGCGAGAAGGCGCCAGAGACCUUCACCGGCCAGGUCGCGCCGCCGACGCCGCUCUGGAAGCUCGGCUUCACCAUCUGGAUGAUGGUUUGGAACACCUUCCUGCAGGCUGUGCUGUGUUAUUUCAUGUGGGGAUACAACCGACUUGAUCGACCUUCCUGGGCCACUGGCACUUUCAUCGGCUUGGGAUGCGGUGUCGCUAUGCUCGCAGGUCUCAUGUCAUGGUGGGAAGGCCGAAAGGUCAAGACGAUUGAGGGCCCAGAAGUCAAGGUUGUUGAAGAGGUGUAA